AUGAGUUCGGGUCACAUGUGGCCUAACAGUCAAGACGACUAUGAACUUCUUGAAGUCAUCGGUGUGGGCGCCACGGCUGUCGUCCACGCCGCCUUCUGCCGUCCGCGAGGCGAAAAGUGCGCCAUAAAACGUAUCAACCUGGAGAAAUGGAACACCUCCAUGGACGAGCUCCUUAAGGAGAUACAAGCUAUGUCGAGCUGUAAUCACGAGAACGUGGUGACGUACUAUACUAGUUUCGUAGUCAAAGAAGAGCUCUGGCUAGUCUUAAGACUCCUCGAAGGCGGCAGUUUGCUGGAUAUAAUCAAACAUAAAAUGAGGGUCUCGAACUGCAAACAUGGGGUUUUCGACGAAGCUACAAUCGCCACCGUCUUGAAAGAGGUUCUCAGGGGUUUGGAGUAUUUUCAUCAGAACGGUCAAAUCCACAGAGACAUCAAGGCGGGUAACAUUCUUCUAGGGGACGACGGGAUCGUUCAGAUCGCAGACUUCGGUGUGUCAGCCUGGCUCGCGACUGGGCGAGAUCUGUCGCGACAGAAGGUCCGCCACACGUUCGUAGGAACACCCUGCUGGAUGGCCCCCGAGGUCAUGGAGCAAAACCACGGAUACGACUUCAAGGCUGACAUCUGGUCUUUCGGCAUCACCGCCAUCGAGAUGGCGACGGGCACCGCGCCGUACCACAAAUAUCCUCCUAUGAAGGUGCUCAUGCUAACUCUACAGAACGAUCCGCCGACCAUCGACACCGGCGCCGAAGACAAAGACCAGUACAAGGCUUACGGCAAGACCUUCAGGAAGAUGAUAUCGGAAUGCCUCCAGAAGGACCCGACAAAGAGGCCGUCCGCCACCGAGCUGCUGAAGCACUCGUUCUUCAAGAAAGCCAAGGACAGGAAGUAUCUAGUGCAGACUCUCGUGUCGAUAGGGCCCAGUAUGGAAACCCGCGUCCACAAGGCGAGUCGGCGGCAGCCGGGAGCGUCCGGCCGCCUGCAUCGGAUGGAAACCGGCGAGUGGGUGUGGGAGAGUGACGAGGAAGACGGCGAGGAGGAGGACGAGCGCCGCGACCGGCCCAUGAACCAGCUGUUGCGAGCUGACUCCUCGGACAGCGAACCCGAAACCGACCGCGCAGGAUUCACCAUCGGCUCCCUGGACGUGGACGAGGCGCCGCAGCUGAACCUCGUGCUGCGGAUGCGGAACGCGAGGAACGAGCUCAACGAUAUACGCUUCGAAUUCGCGGCGGGCAAGGACUCGGCGGACGGCAUCGCCACCGAGCUGGUGGGUGCUGGGCUCGUGGCGGCGGCAGACGCUAACGCUAUAGCCUCUCAGCUACAGCGGCUGGUGGACGCCACGUUGUUCCCCGGAGACACUCCCCCUCCACGCUCGCUGACCUUCCGUCUCGAGUCCACGUCGACCGCACCAGACGCCCCUCCGCCGGACGAGAAGGGACUCGUCGGCUACGCUCAGAUUUCCAUCGUAGACUGAACUCGAGGCCACCUCGCAACACCCUCUCCCAUUCACGCAAACACGCAUUCUCAUGGACAAUAAUAUUAGUAAUCGUAGCCGUAUUUUAUAAUGUUAUACUGUGUAACCGAAUUUAGAAGCUAGCGCUGCGACCCGAGGCCCGCGAGGCUUCCGUGCGAGUCAUUAUAAUGGACUAGGGAUGGCGUGUAACUUCUUUUACAUUCCGACAAGAAGUGACGUCACUCGGAAUGUUGAGAAUGUCGCCCAUCGGAGAUGCGACGACGCACUAAUGUAUUUGAUAAUUUCUUUAAACGCUAUUUUAUUAUAUAACUUUACUAUAAGAAACUACAUAUUAUAUGGGUGUUUAAGGAAUUUUUUUUUAUGAAUAUUGUUUAUAGCUCAAGAUGAUUCUAUGUGUAAUCCUUAGGAUGAAGCUGAAUGUGUAGGUCCACUGCGUCUAUUCCGCUGUACCGUCAUCUAUAAUGGUUUUAUUAUUUCGUCGCUCAAACUAUUAUUAAUAUUAAGUUAAACGCAAAUCUUAAUUAUUUUCAAUAUAAAAUUUAUAAACGGAUAUCUUGCGAAGCGCAAUUAUAUUUUUAUGCUCAAAAUAUGAUCUAAGUGACAUUAAUUUCAAGCGUCGCGCUUGUUAAUCAAACACAUUGAAUUGCACAUCAACACGUGCCAUUUUGGAUUAUCUGAACAUGUAACGAAUCCCGAGCCGACGUGUGUUUAAAAAAUAUAUAUAUUUACAUGAAUUAAAAUUAAUUGACAUCCAUAACAGUGUUUAAUCGAAUGUCUAUACAGUAUAAAAUGUUUUACGUUGUUAUUUGUUUGUUGCUUAUUUUUGAAUUACUUUGAAAUAAUAAAAGAAAACGAAUCUGAA
Messenger RNA from Danaus plexippus (monarch butterfly), 2332 nucleotides. It is a transcript of the gene fray, whose product is annotated as STE20/SPS1-related proline-alanine-rich protein kinase. The record is from RefSeq and is a predicted model, not a curated record. The transcript has a single exon. Gene Ontology annotation, molecular function: ATP binding; protein serine/threonine kinase activity. Gene Ontology annotation, biological process: protein phosphorylation. Lineage: Eukaryota; Metazoa; Arthropoda; Insecta; Lepidoptera; Nymphalidae. Bases 1 to 1470 code for a protein of 489 amino acids.